UGCCAGUCAUACAGUGAGCAGUCAUCAACAAUACAUGAUGACAAGCAAAGAUGUAGGGAUUGACGUGUUAUCCACUUUGGGAGCCGUGUUCUGGUCCAUACAACUAAUCCCUCAAAUAUACAUAAAUUGGAAACGAAAGACCGGAGAUGGUUCACAGCCAAGUAUGAUGAUCGCAUGGUCAUUGGCAGGGCUGCCUUUAGGAAUACAUAACAUUCUAAGCAAACAACCGAUCGCACUUCAGGUACAAGCAGAAAUAUUAACAAGCUUAAGUCUUUUGACAUGGGCACAAGUUAUGUUUUAUGAUCAUAAAUGGUCAAUCAAAAAGUGUGUAUGCACUUUGUCCGUUUUGGCAGCCUUUUUUGCGGCUAUUCAAUGUGCUUUUGUGUUUGGAUUCAGAUAUGGUGAUACAUCGGAAAAGGAUAAGCAAAGGACGAUCUUGGCAAUGGCCAUCUUGGCUGCCUUGGGAUUGUCAUUUGGCGUUUUGCGGCACUACUAUGACAUUUAUCUUCACAAGACCGUUCGUGGAAUUGCUUGGGCAUUUGUAGCUUUGGAUGCGGCCGGAGAUUUGACUUCAUUGUUGGCCGUCACGAUCAAAUCACCAGCAGAUCGUAUUGCUGCUGGAAUAUAUGCUUCCGAAUUGGGCUUAUGGAUCGGGAUCAUACUUGCAGGCUUAGUAAUCAAUGCGAGGUAUUACAUUCAAGCAAGGCGUCAAAUUAUCCCAUCCAAUGAUUUACCUGAAAUCAACGAUGCAAGGGAAGAAGUAGCACAAGAAAAUCAACUGGAACGACAAUCAUCUGUUUCAUCAGCAUUCAGUCGAAUCAUUCCAAAUACCCAAAUGGGAUCAUCAUGGCUCAUGAGACGAACAAGACGUCAGCAGCAGGUGGCAUAGAGAAUAUCAUUGUAACUUUAGAGUGUUUUAUAUAGAUGUAAGAAUUGAAAUGGUGA
This is a messenger RNA of Meira miltonrushii, 945 nucleotides long. RefSeq lists its product as uncharacterized. The record is from RefSeq and is a predicted model, not a curated record. The transcript has a single exon. Lineage: Eukaryota; Fungi; Basidiomycota; Exobasidiomycetes; Exobasidiales; Brachybasidiaceae. Bases 38 to 889 code for a protein of 283 amino acids.